Messenger RNA from Cloeon dipterum, 1430 nucleotides. RefSeq names its product malate dehydrogenase 1 (gene Mdh1). Gene Ontology annotation, molecular function: L-malate dehydrogenase (NAD+) activity. The coding region runs from base 143 to 1144 and encodes 333 amino acids. Lineage: Eukaryota; Metazoa; Arthropoda; Insecta; Ephemeroptera; Baetidae. The record is from RefSeq and is a predicted model, not a curated record. Gene Ontology annotation, biological process: malate metabolic process; tricarboxylic acid cycle; oxaloacetate metabolic process. Gene Ontology annotation, cellular component: mitochondrion; cytosol. The transcript has 4 exons.
AAGGAGUCAAGGUUGGUAGUCUGAUUAGUCAAUUCACCGUCUUGUCGGUCUCCCUCUUUCUCUCUCGCUCUUGGUCUUGGUGCACAGCACAUUUAGCCUGACCUUCGUGUUGGAUUGAUUAUCUGCAUUUUCGUCUUCAAAAAUGUCUGAGCCUGUUCGCGUGGUGGUGACUGGCGCUGCCGGCCAAAUCGCCUACUCUCUGCUGUACAUGGUGGCCAAGGGCGACGUCUUUGGGCCCAACCAGCCCGUCAUCCUGCACCUGCUGGACAUCCCGCCAAUGAUGGGCGUGGUGCAGGGCGUCGUGAUGGAGCUGAGCGACUGCGCCCUGCCGCUGCUGCGUGGCGUUGUGCCCACAGCCGACCCAGAUGUGGCCUUCAAAGACGUGGAUGCUGCCUUCCUGGUUGGCGCCAUGCCCCGCAAGGAGGGCAUGGAGCGCAAGGACCUGCUGGCCGCCAAUGUCGGCAUCUUCAAGGUGCAGGGCCAAGCGAUCGAGCGCAACGCCAAGCGCACCAUCAAGGUGCUGGUGGUCGGCAACCCCGCCAACACGAACGCGCUCGUCUGCUCCAAGUACGCACCCUCCAUCCCUAAAGAAAACUUCACCGCGAUGACUCGUCUGGACCAGAACCGCGCCACGGCCCACAUCGCUGAACGCCUCAACGUCAGCUGCGCCGACGUGUCCAAGGUCAUCAUCUGGGGCAACCACUCGAGCACCCAGUUCCCAGAUGUCCGCCACGCCAGUGCUACUGUCAACGGGGCAAAGGUCUCUGUGUCUGAGGCCAUCAAGGAUGACGAAUACUUGAAGACGCAGUUUGUCGAGAAAAUCCAAAAGAGAGGUGCCGCUGUUAUUGCAGCUCGCAAACUGUCAUCAGCUAUGUCAGCUGCUAAGGCUGCCAGCGACCAUAUGAAGGACUGGUGGCAGGGCUCCGCAAACUGGGUCUCCAUGGGAGUCAUCAGCGAUGGCUCAUAUGGCGUCCCCGCUGAUGUUGUCUUCUCUUUCCCUGUAACUUGCUCUGACAAGAAAUGGACUAUCGUUCAGGGAUUGGAGAUUGAUGAAUACGCCAGGGGAAAGCUAGACAUCACGGCGAAAGAACUUAUUGAGGAGAGGGAAGAAGCCCUGGCCGUGUGCCAAGACAGCAACCUCUAAUGAGAAGAAGACAAAAAAUAAACGUGCGGGAAUUUUGCAAGAGUAUUCUUCUAGGCUCAACUCACAAAUUAGGCAUCCGCAGCUUAGACCUCAGGUGCAUUUGGUUAAUUGACUGUACAAAUCAGACAGUAUAGAACGGAUUAAAUACAAAAUGAGCGCUAUUAGGGUUUUCGAAGUUGUAUAUCUUGCCACGUGUAAUUCAAUUAUAGAUGAUAUUGGGCAUUUUAAAAAUUUUAUUUCAAAUGAUUGUUAUCUUCUGUUGAACAAAAUAUUUUAAAAAUUAGAA